AAAUGUAGAGAGUGUCAAUCAAAGGCAGAGCUCAGAGCUGGGAAGGAGGCUCUAGAUGGCGGCUGUGCCUUAGAGAGAGCGCGCUCAGCUCCCAGCCUUCGCCUCACUUUACGCAACUUUCCCUAACUUUCGGGCAGCCUCAGGGGGCCCCCGCAGCCCCCUGCCUCUCCUAGUGGCUUACUGGGGUCGAUUCGAGCCUUUUUUAGGGGGAAAAGCAGCUCUUGGGAGCUUUCUUUUCGUGCCUUGCUGGAAAGAAGCAGCCGUACUGCGAGCCCAGGUCGUUGUUUUUCCAGCUUAGAAGCCAUGGCGCACCUCCAUUUUUGUGCGCUCUCCUAAUGAGGUUUUUUUUCUUCCGGACCCGUUUCAGGAUUAUUUGUUGCUUUAUUUUUUUGAACAGUUAACAUAUUUGAGGAUUAUAUUAUUUAUUUUUUGCUUUUUAACGGAGAAUUUUGUUUUUAUUUUUAAUUAUUUGGGAUCUGAUAUUUUUCUACUACUAGAUAGGACUCUUGCUUUGGACCUACUACAUGGAUCAGUAAAUACCUGGGCACAGGACUUCAAAGCAAACACAGAUUCCCCCUCCCCCUUAAUAUUUAAGAAUUAAAAGAUGAUGAGAAAUAAGGACAAAAGCCAAGAGGAGGACAGUUCGCUACACAGCAAUGCAUCGAGUCAUUCAGCAUCUGAAGAAGCUUCGGGUUCAGACUCAGGCAGCCAGUCGGAGAGUGAGCAGGGCAGCGACCCAGGAAGUGGCCAUGGCAGUGAGUCAAAUAGUAGCUCUGAAUCUUCGGAGAGUCAGUCGGAAUCUGAGAGUGAAUCGGCAGGUUCCAAGUCCCAGCCAGUUCUUCCAGAAGCCAAAGAGAAACCAGCCUCUAAGAAGGAACGGAUAGCUGAUGUGAAGAAGAUGUGGGAAGAAUAUCCUGAUGUUUAUGGGGUUAGGCGGUCAAACCGAAGCAGACAAGAACCAUCACGAUUUAAUAUUAAGGAGGAGGCAAGUAGCGGGUCUGAGAGUGGGAGCCCAAAGAGAAGAGGCCAGAGGCAGCUGAAAAAACAAGAAAAAUGGAAACGGGAGCUCUCAGAAGAUGAACAGGAGCAAGGCACCAGUGCAGAGAGCGAACCAGAGCAAACAGUGAGAGCCAGAAGACCUGUCCCCAGAAGAACAGUGCCCAAACCUCGUGUUAAAAAGCAACCUAAGACUCAGCGUGGAAAGAGGAAAAAGCAAGACUCUUCUGAUGAUGAGGAUGAAGAUGAUGAAGCUCCCAAAAGGCAGACGCGCCGCAGAGCAGCUAAAAAUGUGAGUUAUAAAGAAGACGAUGACUUUGAGACUGACUCAGAUGACCUCAUUGAAAUGACUGGAGAAGGAGUUGAUGAACAGCAGGAUAAUAGUGAAACUAUUGAAAAAGUCUUAGAUUCAAGGCUGGGAAAGAAAGGAGCCACUGGAGCUUCUACUACUGUGUAUGCAGUCGAAGCUAAUGGAGACCCUAGUAGCGACUUUGACCCUGAAAAGGAUGAAGGCGAAGUCCAGUACCUCAUCAAGUGGAAGGGCUGGUCAUAUAUCCACAGCACAUGGGAGAGUGAAGAGUCCUUACAGCAACAAAAAGUGAAGGGUCUAAAAAAACUAGAGAACUUCAAGAAGAAAGAGGAUGAAAUCAAGCAAUGGUUAGGGAAGGUUUCUCCUGAAGAUGUGGAAUAUUUCAACUGCCAACAAGAGCUGGCCUCGGAGCUGAACAAACAGUAUCAGAUCGUAGAAAGAGUAAUAGCUGUGAAGACAAGCAAAUCUACACUGGGUCAAACAGACUUUCCAGCUCAUAGUCGGAAGCCGGCCCCUUCCAACGAACCUGAGUAUCUAUGCAAGUGGAUGGGACUGCCCUAUUCAGAGUGCAGCUGGGAAGACGAAGCCCUGAUCGGAAAGAAAUUCCAGAGCUGCAUUGACAGCUUCCACAGUCGCAACAACUCAAAAACCAUCCCCACAAGGGAAUGCAAGGCCCUGAAGCAGAGACCACGAUUUGUGGCUUUAAAGAAACAGCCGGCAUAUUUAGGAGGAGAGAAUCUGGAGCUCCGAGAUUAUCAGCUGGAAGGUCUCAACUGGCUUGCUCACUCCUGGUGCAAAAGUAACAGUGUAAUCCUUGCUGAUGAAAUGGGCCUAGGAAAGACCAUCCAGACCAUAUCGUUCCUCUCCUACCUGUUCCACCAGCACCAGCUGUAUGGCCCCUUUCUUAUAGUCGUCCCUUUAUCCACCCUCACCUCAUGGCAGAGGGAGUUUGAAAUCUGGGCACCAGAGAUUAACGUAGUGGUUUACAUAGGUGACCUGAUGAGCAGAAAUACGAUACGAGAAUAUGAAUGGAUUCACUCUCAAACCAAAAGGCUAAAGUUCAAUGCGCUUAUAACAACAUAUGAGAUCCUCUUAAAAGAUAAGACUGUGCUGGGCAGUAUUAACUGGGCCUUUCUGGGAGUGGAUGAAGCCCAUCGGUUGAAGAAUGAUGACUCUUUAUUGUAUAAAACUCUGAUUGAUUUCAAGUCCAACCAUAGGCUCCUGAUUACGGGGACCCCUCUUCAGAAUUCCCUCAAAGAGCUCUGGUCCUUGCUGCACUUUAUUAUGCCUGAGAAGUUUGAGUUUUGGGAAGAUUUUGAAGAAGACCAUGGGAAAGGGAGAGAGAAUGGCUAUCAGAGUCUUCAUAAGGUGCUAGAGCCUUUCCUUCUCCGAAGAGUGAAGAAAGAUGUGGAGAAAUCUCUUCCUGCCAAAGUGGAACAGAUUCUCAGAGUGGAGAUGUCAGCCCUUCAGAAACAGUAUUAUAAAUGGAUUUUGACCAGGAAUUACAAGGCUCUUGCCAAAGGAACAAGAGGCAGCACAUCUGGUUUCCUUAAUAUUGUGAUGGAACUGAAGAAAUGCUGCAACCACUGUUACCUGAUUAAACCCCCUGAAGAAAAUGAAAGGGAAAAUGGACAGGAAAUUCUUCUGUCCCUGAUCAGGAGCAGUGGGAAGUUGAUUCUAUUAGAUAAACUGUUGACAAGACUUCGAGAAAGAGGAAACAGAGUCCUUAUCUUCUCUCAGAUGGUGAGGAUGUUGGAUAUCCUGGCUGAGUACCUCACUAUUAAGCACUACCCUUUCCAGCGUCUGGAUGGUUCCAUCAAGGGAGAAAUCAGAAAACAGGCGCUGGACCACUUCAACGCAGAUGGGUCUGAGGACUUCUGUUUCCUGCUCUCGACAAGGGCUGGUGGCCUGGGAAUCAAUUUGGCUUCCGCGGACACAGUUGUCAUCUUUGACUCUGACUGGAAUCCCCAGAACGACUUGCAGGCACAAGCCCGAGCCCACAGAAUUGGUCAGAAGAAGCAGGUGAAUAUUUACCGCUUGGUUACAAAGGGGACCGUGGAGGAAGAGAUCAUAGAACGGGCCAAAAAGAAGAUGGUAUUGGACCAUCUGGUGAUUCAGCGCAUGGAUACCACUGGCCGAACGGUUCUGGAAAACAACUCUGGAAGGUCCAAUUCAAAUCCUUUUAAUAAAGAGGAGCUGACAGCGAUUUUGAAAUUUGGAGCAGAGGAUCUCUUCAAAGAACUUGAAGGGGAGGAAUCAGAGCCUCAGGAAAUGGAUAUAGAUGAAAUUUUGCGCUUGGCUGAAACCAGAGAGAAUGAAGUCUCAACAAGUGCAACAGAUGAACUUCUGUCACAAUUUAAGGUUGCCAACUUCGCAACGAUGGAGGAUGAAGAAGAGCUUGAUGAGCGUCCUCACAAGGACUGGGAUGAGAUCAUCCCAGAGGAGCAGAGGAAGAAAGUGGAGGAGGAAGAGCGGCAGAAGGAGCUGGAAGAGAUUUACAUGUUGCCUCGAAUUCGGAGUUCCACUAAAAAGGCUCAGACAAAUGACAGUGACUCUGACACUGAGUCUAAGAGACAGGCCCAGAGGUCCUCUGCCUCUGAGAGUGAGACGGAUGACUCCGAUGAUGACAAGAAGCCCAAGCGCAGAGGGCGUCCCCGAAGUGUGCGGAAGGACCUGGUGGAGGGAUUCACGGACGCUGAGAUCCGGAGGUUCAUCAAGGCGUAUAAGAAGUUUGGUCUCCCUCUUGAACGGCUGGAGUGCAUAGCACGUGAUGCUGAGCUGGUAGAUAAGUCUGUGGCGGAUCUGAAGCGCUUGGGGGAACUGAUUCACAACAGCUGUGUGUCAGCAAUGCAGGAAUAUGAAGAGCAGCUGAAAGAAAAUGCCAGUGAGGGGAAAGGACCAGGGAAAAAGAGAGGCCCAACUAUCAAGAUAUCUGGGGUUCAGGUUAAUGUGAAAUCUAUUAUCCAACAUGAAGAAGAGUUUGAGAUGCUGCAUAAAUCUAUCCCUGUAGACCCUGAAGAAAAAAAAAAAUAUUGCUUAUCCUGUCGUGUCAAAGCUGCACAUUUUGAUGUCGAGUGGGGAGUAGAGGAUGACUCUCGUCUACUGCUGGGGAUUUAUGAACAUGGCUACGGAAACUGGGAGCUAAUUAAAACGGACCCAGAGCUUAAGUUAACUGACAAAAUUCUGCCCAUGGAGACAGAUAAAAAGCCCCAGGGGAAGCAGCUGCAGACCCGAGCAGACUACUUGCUGAAGUUGCUCAGGAAGAGUCUGGAGAAGGAGGGCACCGUGACGGGCGGGGAAGAGGCCAAAUUAAAGAAGCGGAAGCCUCGAGUCAAAAAGGAAAACAAAGCACCGAGGCUGAAGGACGAACAUGGGAUUGAGUUUUCAUCUCCUCGACACUCGGACAAUCCGUCAGAAGAGGGAGAAGUAAAGGAUGAUGGCUUAGAAAAAAGUCCAACGAAAAAGAAACAGAAGAAGAAAGAGAACAAGGAGAACAAGGAGAAACAAAUGAGCUCUAGGAAAGACAAGGAAGGGGACAAGGAAAGGAAGAAAUCGAAAGACAAAAAAGAGAAGCCUAAAGGUGGUGAUGCCAAAUCUUCAAGUAAAUCCAAGCGCUCUCAGGGCCCUGUCCACAUCACAGCAGGAAGCGAACCCGUCCCCAUUGGAGAGGAUGAGGAGGAUGAUCUGGACCAGGAGACAUUCAGCAUAUGUAAGGAGAGGAUGCGGCCUGUGAAGAAGGCGCUGAAACAGCUGGACAAGCCUGACAAGGGGCUCAGCGUCCAGGAGCAGCUGGAGCACACCCGGAACUGCCUGCUGAAGAUUGGGGACCGGAUCGCUGAGUGCCUCAAGGCCUACUCAGACCAGGAGCACGUCAAGCUGUGGAGGAGGAACCUGUGGAUUUUUGUUUCCAAGUUUACAGAAUUUGAUGCUCGAAAAUUGCACAAGUUAUACAAGAUGGCUCAUAAGAAAAGAUCUCAAGAAGAAGAGGAGCAGAAGAAGAAAGAGGAUGUGAUUGGGGGUAAGAAACCAUUUCGACCAGAGGCCUCGGGUUCCAGCCGUGACUCCCUGAUGUCUCAGUCCCACACCCCGCACAACCUUCACCCGCAGAAGCCUCAUUUGCCUGCCUCUCACGGCCCACAGAUGCACGGACACCCAAGAGACAACUACAAUCACCCCAACAAGAGACACUUUAGUACUGCAGACCGAGGUGACUGGCAGAGGGAAAGAAAGUUCAACUAUGGCGGUGGCAAUAACAACCCGCCCUGGGGGAGCGACCGGCACCACCAGUACGAGCAGCACUGGUACAAGGACCACCACUACGGGGACCGGCGGCACAUGGACGCCCACCGCUCGGGGAGCUACCGCCCCAACAGCCUGUCGAGGAAGAGGCCGUACGACCAGUACAGCAGCGACCGAGACCACCGGGGCCACAGGGACUACUACGACCGGCACCAUCAUGACUCCAAGCGGAGGCGAUCGGAUGAAUUUAGGCCUCAAAAUUACCACCAGCAGGAUUUCCGACGAAUGUCUGAUCACCGCCCCCCUAUGGGCUACCACGGCCAGGGGCCCUCGGACCACCACCGCUCUUUCCACACAGACAAACUGGGGGAGUAUAAACAGCCCCUACCCCCGCUGCACCCCGCAGUCUCAGAUCCUCGCUCUCCCCCUUCUCAGAAAUCUCCUCAUGAUUCCAAGUCACCCCUGGAUCAUCGGUCUCCUUUGGAGAGAUCACUAGAACAGAAAAACAACCCAGAUUAUAACUGGAAUGUUAGGAAAACAUAA
Molecule: messenger RNA, 6088 nt
Organism: Dama dama (fallow deer)
Lineage: Eukaryota; Metazoa; Chordata; Mammalia; Artiodactyla; Cervidae
Gene: CHD2
Product: chromodomain helicase DNA binding protein 2
Exons: 39
Coding region: 605-6088 (1827 amino acids)
Biological process (GO): nucleosome organization; regulation of transcription by RNA polymerase II
Cellular component (GO): nucleus; chromatin
Molecular function (GO): DNA binding; chromatin binding; ATP hydrolysis activity
Source: RefSeq, a predicted model, not a curated record